AUGUUUAAAGAGGGAAUACUUACUGAUUGUGUUAUCGAGAUUGGAAACGAAUCAAUAAAUACACACCGAUUUAUUUUGGCUAAAAAUAGUGUUGUAUUCCAAAAAAUGUUUGAACAAAUGGGAAUGACUGAAGCACAAAAUGGUAAAAUAAAAAUUGUUGAUUCUUCUCCAGAAUGUUUUAAAGCAAUGCUGGAAUAUUUUUAUAGUGGAGAAAUUGAUAAAAAAACAAUUGAAAAAUAUUCGGAAGAUUUAUUUUCUAUUGCACAUAAAUACGAAGUAAAACAAUUAAUGCAAAUUUGUGAAAAUUAUAUGGCUGCAAAUAUCGUUGCUGAAAACUUUGGGAAACUCUGUCUUUUUGCCGAGUUUUAUCAUCUUUCUAAACUUGCAAAGGCAUGUAUUCACUUCCUUUCUGCUAAUAAACAAAGCUUCCUUGUCAGUAAAGAAUGGAAAGAAUUUAAAUCUCUUAAUAAAGAGUUUGCUUUUCGUUUACUCGAGGCAUCAGCUUUAAUCGAAGAAAGACAAAUUGAAAAGAAACAAGUUGUUAAUAAUUAUGUUUGCUCGAAUUGUGAACAACUUUCACCUCGUUUUACACCUUAA
This is a messenger RNA of Meloidogyne enterolobii, 597 nucleotides long. NCBI's taxonomy places the organism in Eukaryota, Metazoa, Nematoda, Chromadorea, Rhabditida, Meloidogynidae. The record is from the annotation of a GenBank genome assembly.